Molecule: messenger RNA, 2491 nt
Organism: Ilex paraguariensis (yerba mate)
Lineage: Eukaryota; Viridiplantae; Streptophyta; Magnoliopsida; Aquifoliales; Aquifoliaceae
Source: the annotation of a GenBank genome assembly
CACCGGCCACCAUCAUGCUCCUUCCCUCCUUUCACUGAUCCAAAAAUUCCACGCGCCAUUCUCUCCAGACGAUUCGUUUUCUACUUCCAAUUCCAAACCUGUUAGAAUCCACACCUCUUCUCUUCUCUCUAUCAAUUUUAGGGAGAGAAAGAGAGAGGGUGUACGAAAUUUUUGGGUGUGUAAUGUAAGGUGAGAUUUGCAAUGCACGCGUACAAUCGGCUACCGAGCAGUGGACAUAACAGCCCGUCAUCACCGCCGUCGCCGCUCCUGUCUCCCAGGCUCCGCCACGGCCGGUCUAAAGCUGGCCGGUUCACUCCCGGUCCGGCCCCCAAAAGCCUAGCCCAACGCGUCGCUUGGGUCCUAUUAUCUGUCCUCCUCCGAAGACAAGGCAUAUUUCUCUUUGCUCCGCUUUUGUACAUCUCCGGAAUGCUGUUCUACAUGGGAACGAUGUCGUUUGAUGUGGUGCCGAUCAUUACUCACCGUCCGGCUCCGGGGUCAGUUUAUCGGAGUCCUCAGCUUUACUCGAAGCUCCGGCCCGAGAUGGAUUCGGCUAACUCGUCUGCCGAUGCGAUAUCAACCGUAUGGAAACACUCUUAUAAAGGGGGUCAUUGGAGACCAUGUACAAACAAGUUUUCAGGAGUGUCUGGGAAGCUAAAUCUGUUUAUAAAGGCCAUGGAAGAUGGUUUUAGGAAUUCUUGCAAAGUUCAAGAUCGUCAUGUGGUGUUACUGAAAUUUAGUCGUGAUGAUGGUGAAGAUUUGAUUGCCUCCAAUGUUGACAAUGAUGAUGGCAACAAUUGUAGUAUGGUAGUUAAGUCUGACGAUGAGUUUGAAUAUGGCCUACCCGAGUCAAAUGGGUAUAUACUUGUUGAGGCAAAUGGUGGCUUGAAUCAGCAGAGGACAUCGAUAUGCAAUGCGGUUGCUGUUGCGGGUUAUCUGAAUGCAACGCUUGUAAUUCCCCAUUUUCAUUAUCAUAGCAUUUGGAGAGAUCCUAGCAAAUUCGGAGAUAUUUAUGAUGAUGAUUAUUUUGUUAGAUCCUUGAAAAAUUAUGUGUGGGUGGUUGACAAGAUCCCUGAGUAUAUAAUGGAACGUUUUGACUUUAAUGUGAGUAAUGUAUACAACUUUCGAGUAAAAGCUUGGGCAUCCAUCCAAUUCUACAGGGAUACGGUUCUUCCGAAGCUACUUGAAGAAAAGGUCAUACGAUUUUCUCCUUUUGCAAACCGAUUGUCAUUUGAUGCUCCUCCAGUCGUUCAACGGCUAAGGUGCUUAGCAAAUUAUGAAGCUUUACGUUUCUCAAGCCCCCUUUUAACUAUGGGUGAUACUUUGGUAGCAAGAAUGAAAGAACGAAGUUCAAAUAAUAGCGGCAAGUACAUUUCAGUGCAUCUUCGCUUUGAGGAGGAUAUGGUUGCUUUCUCUUGCUGUAUAUAUGAUGGAGGAGAGAAAGAAAAAAAGGACAUGGAGGCUGCAAGGGAGAGAGGUUGGAAGGGAAAAUUUACGAAACCUGGUAGGGUUAUCCGUCCUGGAUCAAUCAGAGUCAAUGGGAAAUGUCCUUUAACACCUGUAGAGGUUGGUUUGAUGCUGAGAGGAAUGGGGUUCGAUAAAAGCACAUCCAUCUAUUUAGCAUCUGGAAUGAUAUACGACUCUGAGAGAUAUAUGGCUCCACUAGUUGAAAUGUUUCCCCUUUUACAAACAAAAGAGAUGCUGGCAUCACCGGAGGAGUUAGCUCCUUUUAAGAACUACUCUUCCAGGAUGGCUGCCAUAGACUACACUGUUUGUCUUCAUAGUGAAGUAUUUGUGACAACUCAAGGUGGAAACUUCCCUCAUUUUUUGUUGGGCCACAGAAGAUAUAUGUACGGUGGACACUCAAAAACCAUCAGGCCUGACAAGCGAAAGCUAGCUGUAAUAUUUGCCAAUCCCAAUAUUGGGUGGAAAAGCUUCAAGCGGCAAAUGCUGAGUAUGCGGGCUCAUAGUGAUUCAAAAGGAAUUGCACUCAAAAGACCAAAUGACUCCAUAUACUCAUUCCCAUGUCCAGAUUGCAUGUGCCACAUGAACAAAACAGAGGAUUCAAGAUCACCACCCGUGACAUGAUGUGCCCCGGGCCCCUGAAGCAUGGGUUUUGGAUGUGUUUCCGUUCCUGCAAUUUUGUGUGCAGAUGUAGCUGCUAACCUCUUAAUCGGAUUGUGAUUCCUUCAUUUUUUCGCUGGGAGAGGGCGAACACAUGUAUAUCUGCUUCAAGGAUUUGUUACAAGACAUCAAUCUGAUUAUUUAUUGAGCCGUUGUUGAGGAUGACUUCAUUUUUUUGUGCAUGAUGCCAGAAGAGAAUACAAAGAUUUUCUGUUGCUGAAGUUACCCAGGUGUUAAUUUUACGUCAAUGCAUGCAUGUCGUUGCAGCUGCUGCAUCUGAUACAUAGCAUAGCUUUGCACCCUGGUGUUACUCUGAUUGUAUUUUGUACAUUAGUUGGUUAGAUCUGUACGAAUAAAACUAUAGAAACAG